CGUGUGUUUGAAAGCAAUGUUUAUUUACGUGUACUUUUCAACGUCUUUUUCGAUGUAGGCUUGCAGAAACCAGUGAUGGCAGCCCACUUACUAAAAUUGAAAUAUUUCAGAUGUUUGACGCAUGCAAAACAACAGCAUGUUUUCAAACAGGUGGUUGCAGACAAUGUUCCUUUUACGAGUGUGUUGUCAAAUCCCCAAUAUGUUUCCAUGACAACAAAUAGUCAGACAAAAGAAAAACCUGCAUCAGCUGAAGGGAAAACAGAGAAAGCAGGGGCUGUCACGAAGGUGGAGGAAGAACCAGAUGAGAUAGACCUAUACAGAGAGAAGUAUAUUCCCAUCACCAGGAGAACGUUAAUAAGGAGAGUCAUUGAGGAGAAGAAUUGUCUGACAGUCCAGGAACAGAGAAAGUUUGAUGAGUUUGCCAUAGCUCUAGACUCAGCUAUUGUACAGGAGUAUCAUGGGGUCCUAAAUGAACUCAAGACCUUAUUUGACCCAGUUAAUCCAGAUAAAGACACAUUACCAUCACAAAGGUUCACACGAACAGAGAGGCUAGACAAUGAAUUCUGGCUCCUCCAGAAGCUUGAAGAUGUAAUGGAAAAGGCCAACUUUUACAGACUCUCAGAGGACACAGUCAAUAAAGCCCUUAAACCUCACACAACACAAGGCAUAAGGGUAAAAGUAGACAGAAAUGAGUACAAUAUCUUAAGCAUGUGGAUCCUUGGGAAAGAAAUAAAACCUUCCAGCAUUCCUUGGUACAAGUCUUUGUUCUCCAAGAAAAAGGAUACAAAGAUACCGAAACCUGAGUACCUCAAAAGAGUGGUAGUUAUUUGCCGGCUGAAAGGGGACCCAAAAAUCAUGCUCAAAUGCUUCAAGGAGAUCCCAGCUAAAUCACUAGAGAUGCUGCUACCGACGGGACGGACAAGCAUGACACACACAGACAAACUUCUACUGGCUAGUUCCACCGCUGUCGGACUCAGUACAGUUGUAGGGGAGGCCAUGUUAUUUUCAGCUUACAACAAACUAUAUUUUAUGAACCUAGUAAUUCCUACUGUGCUAGCUUCACUUCUGUUAGGGACUGUAGCCUUAUCUAAUUACACCAACAAAAGUAUGAGGUACUUAGAAGAUUUGCAUAGGAUUUCGUAUUUUAAGACUGUGGCCAACAAUCGAGGAUUUCUAGCUUUAAUGGUGGACCGUGCCCAGGAUGAGACGUUUAAGGAGGCCCUUAUCGUGUAUAUGUGUAUUCUGUCCCAUAGACCCCCAGGGGCCAGGCAGGAGGACACAGGAUAUUAUCAGAUGGUGAUUGCUGAACUAGGUGGGGCAACAGAAAAAGUAAUAAACAAAUGGGCAGAAGACUGGGUUGCCAGGGUGACUGGGGUCAGAGUUGAAUUUGACUGCUCAGAAGCUGUGCACCUCAUGAAAAACCUCGGAAUUCUAAGAGAACACAAAAAUAAACUGUCAGUUUUACCACUGGAGGCAGCCAUUAAAAAUCUCCCACGUCAGCCUUUCUCUGUCAUUGUGAGAGCGAAUGAAGUGGCACUGAAUGAAGGCAUGGAUCGAGAUGAGUUCCUAGAAUCACAAAAACAAUACAAACAGGAAGACAUUAGAUCAAAGAAAUAUGGCUGGUUCUCCCGUUUCUUCUCAUAAUCAUCCAGUCAUAGUGAGAAAACGCAAGUCUUCAAGUCUGAAACAGUCUACAAGAUUUAAAAUUUAGUCAUGAAAUCAAGUAUUAAAUACAGUCUUAAACAUAUGAUUUCAAACAUCAUUGCAUUUUAUCUGAAAUAUACAUGUACCUGUCUAUUGAUGUUAGUGUUAAAAUAACUUUUAGUCUAUCCUUCACUGAAUGUAAAACUAAAAUGGAGAAAACUUGCUCUCAGAGUUAUUCUCCUUUACAUAUCAAGGUAUUCAGUGGAAGCAUAUUUAACUAAACUGAGUAGUUUCUGUAUUUGAAUUACAGGAUAUUUUAAGCAUGUUAAGUUUCUGUAUUUAUAUUACAGCAAAUUUCUAUUUAUUUCACAAUGAAUGCAGAAGAGGCAUUCAACAUAAUAAUAAUGAGCAAGGCCAUAGAACCAUUAGUAUCUGUGAUUUAUAGAGGAAUAGAAGUGUUGAUCAGGCAGCAGUCAUUCCUCUUUCAUGUCUGUUUCCCUGAAAACAUGAAUGGCAAAGAAAAAUGAAUAAUUGUGUUGAAUUUUGUUCGAGUAUGAUUGGUGCAUUAAAACUGUUGAGAAUUUUUUUUAUGGUAGGAUCUAUUGUCAGUUUAUUACUGCAUUAAAUUGUGUGAACUAUUUAUCUCAGAAUUUUGGUAAGCUUAUAAAUGUGAAUAAAUUAGAUAACUUUCUUA
This is a messenger RNA of Saccostrea cuccullata (small rock oyster), 2338 nucleotides long. RefSeq names its product transmembrane protein 143-like. The record is from RefSeq and is a predicted model, not a curated record. The coding region runs from base 76 to 1644 and encodes 522 amino acids. The transcript has 6 exons. Lineage: Eukaryota; Metazoa; Mollusca; Bivalvia; Ostreida; Ostreidae.